This is a messenger RNA of Oryza brachyantha (malo sina), 1364 nucleotides long. Its product is annotated as probable L-ascorbate peroxidase 6, chloroplastic/mitochondrial. The coding region runs from base 94 to 1041 and encodes 315 amino acids. The transcript has 11 exons. The record is from RefSeq and is a predicted model, not a curated record. Gene Ontology annotation, molecular function: peroxidase activity; heme binding. Gene Ontology annotation, biological process: response to reactive oxygen species; cellular response to oxidative stress; hydrogen peroxide catabolic process. NCBI's taxonomy places the organism in Eukaryota, Viridiplantae, Streptophyta, Magnoliopsida, Poales, Poaceae.
AGUGUCACAUCAUCGGAUUUAUCCUCCGGGACCACGGGAGCAGCGAGCGAACCACUCCCAAAACCCUUCCUCUACCCGGCCGCCGGCGCCGACAUGGCCGUCGCCCACCGCCUCCUCCGCCGCGGCCUCUCCGCCGCCUCCCCCCUCCCCUCUCUCCGCAGCCUCCUCCUCGUCUCCCCUCAGGAGCUCGGGAGGCGUCCGGCGAGCUCGGCAGCGGCGGGGGACGCGGCGGCUGAGCUGCGGGGCGCGCGGGAGGACGUCAAGCAGCUGCUCAAGUCCACCUCCUGCCAUCCCAUCCUGGUUCGCUUAGGGUGGCAUGAUGCUGGUACUUAUGACAAGAACAUUACUGAAUGGCCGAAGUGUGGUGGGGCUAAUGGUAGCUUGAGAUUUGAGAUUGAGUUAAAACAUGGGGCUAAUGCAGGUCUUGUGAAUGCAUUGAAGCUGAUCCAGCCCAUCAAGGACAAGUAUGCAGGUGUCACUUAUGCAGAUCUGUUUCAGCUUGCCAGUUCUACAGCCAUUGAGGAAGCUGGUGGCCCCAAGAUCCCCAUGAUCUAUGGAAGAGUUGAUGUUGCUGCCCCUGAACAAUGCCCACCAGAGGGCAGACUUCCUGCUGCUGGUCCACCUUCACCCGCGGAACAUUUGCGAGAAGUAUUCUAUAGAAUGGGCCUGAGUGACAAGGAAAUUGUUGCGUUGUCAGGAGCUCAUACACUUGGACGAGCUAGACCAGAGCGUAGUGGCUGGGGUAAACCAGAAACAAAAUACACCAAAAAUGGACCUGGUGCACCUGGAGGGCAAUCUUGGACAUCUCAGUGGCUCAAGUUUGACAACAGCUAUUUCAAGGACAUCAAAGAACGACGAGAUGAGGACCUUCUAGUGCUGCCUACUGAUGCUGUGCUCUUUGAGGAUUCGUCAUUCAAGACCUAUGCAGAAAAGUAUUCUGAGAAUCAGGAUGCAUUUUUCAAAGACUAUGCUGAAGCUCAUGCCAAACUGAGCAACCUUGGAGCAAAGUUUGAUCCACCAAAGGGUAUUUCAAUUGAGUGACUGACAAAAGCUGCUGAUGAGCUGCAUUUUGGCGAGUUCAAGACAAUACCCUGAUUCUUCUUGCUGUUGUUUUUGAAUUGUAUGCUUAUAAAGCAUAUUCUGGUUUAUUACAUCCAGAAUUUGACUCCUAAUUGGCAGUUCUUGUUCUUGAUGCUGUUUCUUGAGUUGUGCUCUUGAUUAGAAAUAAAAACAGCAGUUACCAUUUUCAUUUUCAGAACCAAACAUUUACCACAUUUUUUAAUGAUGUAUGGUACUGCAUUGAGCUGUUACAGAGGAUCACCAAAAUAUAAAACAGAAUUUAUUACUGAAUCCUUUUGUGAUAU